This is a messenger RNA of Ilex paraguariensis (yerba mate), 1062 nucleotides long. The record is from the annotation of a GenBank genome assembly. NCBI's taxonomy places the organism in Eukaryota, Viridiplantae, Streptophyta, Magnoliopsida, Aquifoliales, Aquifoliaceae.
AUGCAUGGUCCAAUGGAUACAAUGUCCUGGUUUUCUAAUCUUGGGGUGGAACUGAAGAUUGAGGAUGAUGGAAGGGUAUUUCCUGUGAGUAACAGUUCCUCUUCUAUAAUUGAUUGCCUAAUGCUUGAAGCAAAGCAGAGGGGAGUUAUCUUGCAGACUGGCAAAGCUGUUACAACUGCAUCUUCUACUGUUGGGGGGAAAUUUGUGCUCAAGAUUGAGAAACGUACCAUUGAUUUCAUAGAAUAUGUUGAAGCUGAUUAUCUAUUAAUUGCUAGUGGGAGUAGCCAGCAGGGCUAUAAUAUUGCUACCCAACUUGGUCAUUCUAUUAUCAAACCAGUACCAAGCUUAUUCACUUUCAAGAUUGAUGAUUUGCAAUUGGCAGAACUGUCUGGGGUUACAUUCUCGAAAGUUAAAGCAAAGUUGAAGUUAGAUACUGUCUCAAAGAACAUACCACAGCUGACGCAGAUUGGACCCAUGUUAGUCACACACUGGGGACUUAGUGGGCCUGUAAUUCUUCGGUUAUCUGCUUGGGGAGCCCGUGAUCUCUCCAGUUCAGAAUAUAAAGGGAUACUUCAUGUGGAUUUUAUACCUGAUCUUCAUAUUGAAGAUGUGAAGUCUGCUCUUAUUCAACACAAGCAUCAUUUUGUGAAACAAAAGGUGAUCAAUUCAUAUCCUUCAGAACUUGGCCUUGUGAAGAGAUUUUGGAAAUAUGUAUUAGAUCGUGAGGGCUUAGGUGGGGAUAUCUUGUGGGCUUCUGUUUCCCACAACUUGCUAAUGUCAGUUGCUUCUCUGUUAAAGCACUGUUCGUUUCAAGUGAAGGGAAAAGGCCAAUUUAAAGAUGAAUUUGUCACUGCUGGAGGUGUUCCAUUGUCUGAGAUCUCACUGAACACCAUGGAGAGCAGGAUACAGUCACGUCUAUUCUUUGCUGGAGAGGUGCUGAAUAUCGAUGGAGUAACUGGAGGUUUCAAUUUUCAGAAUGCUUGGUCAGGUGGAUAUAUAGCCGGGACUAGUAUCGGUAAUAUGGCAGUGGCUGAUAUUCUGAAGGAGGAAGUUUUGUCAUAG